This is a messenger RNA of Triticum turgidum subsp. durum (durum wheat), 348 nucleotides long. The record is from the annotation of a GenBank genome assembly. NCBI's taxonomy places the organism in Eukaryota, Viridiplantae, Streptophyta, Magnoliopsida, Poales, Poaceae.
AUGGAGAGCCUGGCAGCGGGGAAGCCCGUCCUGGCGUGGCCACAGAUGGCCGAGCAGCACCUGAACGCGCACCACGUCACGCACAUCAUCGGCGCCGGGGUGAGGAUAACGGCCGCCGGGGGCGCCGGGGCCGUGGUGGGCAGGGCGGAGGUGGAGCACAAGAUCAGGAGGCUGAUGGACGCCGGCGACUCGGACGGACAGAAAAUGCGAGCCAAGGCGGCCUGGGCUCAGAAGGCGGCCAAGUCAGCGGUGAGCGACGGUGGCACCUCCCGUGUCGCCUUGCUGAAGCUGGUGGAAGAGCUGCUGGGGAGCUACUGUGACAUCAUCGCGGCGAACGAUACGUCGUGA